Molecule: messenger RNA, 4078 nt
Organism: Salmo salar (Atlantic salmon)
Lineage: Eukaryota; Metazoa; Chordata; Actinopteri; Salmoniformes; Salmonidae
Gene: rab30
Product: RAB30, member RAS oncogene family
Biological process (GO): Rab protein signal transduction
Molecular function (GO): GTPase activity; GTP binding
Source: RefSeq, a predicted model, not a curated record
UGGCUGUGGUAACUAGUGGAAAGCCUGCUGCUGUUGCUGAGGCUGAGUGAACAACACUGUUGGUGGGAAAAAAAACCCUGUUGCCGAUUUUGCUGAGCAGACUGAAUGCAUAUCGAAAUACUUUGAAGUCGGGGGAAUAUCCCCACGUUUUUGUUUAGGAUGAGCAUGGAAGAUUAUGACUACCUGUUCAAAAUUGUACUAAUAGGAAAUGCCGGUGUUGGGAAAACCUGCCUAGUCCGACGCUUCACUCAGGGCCUUUUCCCGCCUGGACAAGGGGCUACCAUAGGAGUUGACUUCAUGAUCAAGACUGUGGAGAUCAAAGGGGAAAAAGUAAAGCUGCAGAUCUGGGACACAGCAGGCCAGGAGCGUUUCCGUUCCAUCACCCAGAGUUACUACCGGAGUGCCAACGCCCUCAUCCUCACCUAUGACAUCACGUGUGAGGACUCCUUCCGGUGCCUUCCGGAAUGGCUGAGGGAGAUUGAGCAGUAUGCCAACACCACCGUGGUCACUAUUUUAGUCGGCAAUAAGAUCGACCUAGCGGAGAAAAGAGAAGUCGUGAGGCAGAGAGCUGAAGAGUUUGCGAACUCCCAGAGCAUGCUUUAUCUGGAGACGUCAGCUAAGGAGUCCGAUAAUGUGGAGAAGCUCUUUCUGGAUCUGGCCUGCGAGUUGAUCCGCGAUGCCAAACAGAACACACUGGACAACAAUGACACGGCUAACGCUAUGCCAGGAGAGGGAAAAACCAUCAGCUACCUGGGCUGCUGCAGCACUAACUAGUUCAGAUUCUGAGAGUGUUGGGUCGUGUUCAUUCCUGUUCAUAAGGGAACAACACCAACGGCUGGGGCGGGGCGAGGUGGUUCUUAAUCGGACAGAUUUAGCUCAGUAACCUUCCGGGUUACCCUCUGUUUUGGGACGUUUUCUUCCAGGUUUAAUGCCUAUUGAACGCGACCCUGAGCUGUAUUAUGGCCAUGCAGCUGUGCUGAGUACACUACAAAGUAGACCUAACACAAUGGAAUGGAUUUGGCAGGAUGUCUUUUUGUCUGUUUGUUCCAGUCCAGACUCCAUGGUGCCACAUGUCAGUCUUUUUUUUUUGUUGAGUAUCCUCCAUCAUGCCUUUUUAAUUAUUAUUUUUUAAUACCUUCAACAGAACAAGAGUAUGAUCUGUACCAAUCACCUUCUUUGUUGUUUUAUCCUCGCGGGAAUUAGAAAUAUGUUUCAGAGGAUGCAAUACAAGUCGCUGCCACUAGAUGGGAGUACAUCACUUUGUAUUCCUGGUGCAACAGGAUUGAAACAUAUUGUACUAUAGAGCCUUGUUGCAAGAUGAUGUGAGUUAUUGGGAGGUUUACAAAGGUUCAACGGGGGGGAGAUGGUUGUGCCUCCUUCCUGUGGGUUGGUGGGGGUAGAUUAAAAUGAAAAUCCAGGAGAAGUCACCAGCAGUGUUACCUGAUUUCAAAAGCACCACAAUUAUUUCCUCACAAACAGGACAUGUACAGCCCAAUUCAAGUUUAAAAAAAAAAAAAAAUUAUUUGUCAACAAAUGAUCAUAAAUAAGAUUUGAAUAGAUAAAUGUGUGGGAAUGGGAAACUACUCAACCGCUUAACAAAAAAUAAAAUACAAUUCAAAACACUUAUGCAUUUACAUUUUGAUGCAUGCUUACAUGAAAUUGUUUGUUAGUGUGGCCUACCUAUACAAUGCACAACUUUAAUAUAUAGAUAUUAUAUACCCUUUCGAUUUAGGCUUCCUCAGUUGACCUAUUGGUUAUUGAGUAAUUGAUUGGUGCCAUUUAAAAAACAUUUUUUUUUUACAGUAUUGAAAGAAAUGAAAAGCCCAAUUUGCCAGAAGUGAUCAAUAAGGGUUUUUGUGUUUAUUCCUCAUCAGUACACUUCAUGUCCGAGAGCUCAUAGUAAAAAUUCAAAUUCCUUCUAGUAGCAUAUACCCAGUAUGGUUAAACUCAUUUCAAAUUGUAUCAAUAUUAUAAAAUUCAUUGCACAUGUAAUUUUGUCUCUAGGCUCAAUUUACUCAAGUGUCUAUUGGUGUAUGUAGUUUGACACGCCUGAUUGCAAUGCAGUGCUACAUGGUAAAGAAAGCAGUCGGUAUGUAUCCUGUGCUAUUCACUAUAUAGUCAGUGCUCUACCUUUGACCAGAGCCCUAUGAGCCCCGAUGGGUUCUGGUCAAAAGUAGUGCACUUAUAUAUAGAGAAUAGGGAUGCAGCUGAAGUAUUGUUUUUGUCUGCUUUGUCCAUGAGUGAUGUUGUUCAUUUCAGAUAAUGGACCAGUGUUCAUGAAUGAUGAUGUUCAUUUCAGAUAAUGGACCAGUGUUCAUGAAUGAUGAUGUUCAUUUCAGAUAAUGGACCAGUGUUCAUGAAUGAUGAUGUUCAUUUCAGAUAAUGGACCAGUGUUCAUGAAUGAUGAUGUUCAUUUCAGAUAAUGGACCAGUGUUCAUGACUAAAUGUAACAAUUCCCUUAAUGUAUUUGUCUGAUUGUUUGCACAUGUUAUUACAAUGGAACUGUGAAUCUAUAUAUAUAUUUUUUUCGUUUUAAAAUAGAUUCUCAACAUUUUUACCUGCUGCUACAUUUAUUUUAACAUUUUCAUGUUGUCUAAUAUGAAAUCAAACCCGUACUCAAGAAUAGAUUAUAUUUAUUCUUAAGUUAAACAGAAUUCUGUAUCGCCAAUUGUAUUAUUUUAUUUUUUGAAUGCAUUGUUUACUUGAUAAUGCAUUUAAUAAUGUACUACAUUAACUAUUCAGUUAAUCCAUAGCCUUUAGUCAGUAUCUAGUUAGCUGCACGGAAAAUAUAUUUCAACUUUUCAAAGUGUUAAAACACUAAUAAGUUCACUUCAACAUUUAAGUUCAAAAUGUAUUUGUUUUCUUUACAGUUGAUAUAAAAUAAAAAGGAGCAAUCUGCUGUUUCUAAAUACAUUUAUUAGAUUUAAAUGAGUGUCAGCUGUUUCCAGACAUCAACAGUACUCUAAUAUUAAGAUGUGUCCAUGACAUCUCAUGUGAUCUAUUGUGAUUUUUAGAGUGACCAAUCACGUCAUGUUUAACUAUAACAGGAAAUGUGAAUUAUUAUGUGGAUUAUAAUUAAUGAAUUUUUUUUGGGGGGUUGUUGUUGGGGGUUGAUAUAAUUUUUCGUUAGGGCAACUCGAAUCUGAAAUUUCAAAGUGGAAAUGACAAACUUUUAGAAGCCUUUUUAAAACUAAAAAAACCUACUACACGUUUGCAUUUCCUGCUUUGCAGAUAAAUUCUCAGCAACAAAAGAGUGAUCAAAUUAAGAGACUACAUCUGUAGUGUUCACUUGCCCAAUGCUUGCGAUGAUUUGAAAGUGUCAUGCAUUCUAUAUUACCACAUUUUUCUUUGAAAGCAAAAAAAAAAAAUGUUUAGAAUUUUUAGUUUUGUAAACAGAAUUAUUUGUAGCCUGGGGUACCAGUCUGUUUGUGCUAACAUUCCACUCCUUGUACUCCUUGUGGAAUGUUGUAAUGUUGGCAUAAAACAGGUCUGGAUUUCAGGAUAAUUUGUACUGUAUUCCAUAUUCUUAUGCUUUUGGUGUUUUUUAUCUUACAGCUCCUGCCAUAUAUUUGAGUGUCUUCUAGCUUUAUUUUAUAGACCUGAUUGCCAUGGUGUACUGUUGUUACACAGCAUCAUAAUCUGCUGUAUAUUGAUAAUGUAGUUUUAAUAUUUCAAUUUCUUGUUUAUGUUGUACGCCUGUAUUUUAACUUUAGCACUUUGCUUUUAUAUUACCGGUAAUAUAUACUUUAUUUUUUUUUUUUUUUUCUCUCCUCCUGAACAUUAUUUGAUUAAAAACUAAUGUUAAUCUAGCUGGUAUUGUUGUCUUUUGACUGCUAUAGUACCGAGUAACUUGGUCAAACUUGGUGUUUACCCAUGUUUCUGUCUCGUACUUUUCCUUCUAUGGUCUAGAGACUCUAGAAGGAGUAAAAUACAGUAAAAUACUUCAAUAGAAUACAGUUGAGAAGCAUUAGGAUGUUGUUACAUUUUAUUUGGAUAUUAAUGUUUUUUUUUCUUUUAUGUGUACAAAAUAAUACCUAAGGCUUACCUGUAUUACAUUAAAUAAUCACACUAAACAUGA